This is a messenger RNA of Zychaea mexicana, 2169 nucleotides long. Its product is annotated as P-loop containing nucleoside triphosphate hydrolase protein. Lineage: Eukaryota; Fungi; Mucoromycota; Mucoromycetes; Mucorales; Lichtheimiaceae. Gene Ontology annotation, molecular function: GTP binding; translation elongation factor activity; GTPase activity. The transcript is spliced from 2 exons. Gene Ontology annotation, cellular component: mitochondrion. Gene Ontology annotation, biological process: mitochondrial translation; ribosome disassembly. The record is from RefSeq and is a predicted model, not a curated record. Bases 1 to 2169 code for a protein of 722 amino acids.
AUGGACUACCUUAAAGCUGAACGAGAACGAGGCAUUACAAUCAACAGCGCAGCUAUCACGUUUGGAUGGAAAGGCAACCGCAUCAAUUUGAUCGAUACACCUGGUCACGUCGAUUUUACGAUGGAGGUCGAACGUGCUGUUCGUGUACUUGAUGGUGCGGUCACCAUCCUAGACGGUGUGGCAGGUGUAGAAGCACAAACUGAGACAGUGUGGCGGCAAUCGGAACACUACGAAAUCCCGCGCAUUGCAUUUGUUAACAAGAUGGAUCGGAUCGGUGCAGCGUAUGGACGAACGAUUCAAGAAAUUUGGAAAAAACUGCGAGCACGCCCACUCGCUCUUCAGCUACCCGUCAUGGAUCCCAGUGGAAAAGGAAUUGUUGGUGUUGCGGAUAUGGUGACGAUGGAAUCGAUCCAAUGGGAUAAUGCGGAUGGGGCUACUAUGGAACGUACACCACUUAAGGAAGAAACUAAUAGCGCUUUAUAUCAAGAAGCUACACGUGGCCGCAUGGCGCUUGUUGAAUCACUUGCCGAGUUGGAUGACGGUAUCGUCGAAGUGUUCUUUGAGGAGGCUGAUGGUGACCAUAUGCGCGUCUCGGCAGAGGCCCUCAAGGAAUCCCUGCGCCGUGUUACAUUAGCAAACAAAGCAGUGCCUGUAUUAUGUGGCUCUGCGUUUAAGAAUCUCGGUGUACAGCCUGUUUUGGACGCAAUCUUGGAUUACUUGCCAAGUCCCGCUGAUCGACCUGCCGCUUUGGCAACCAUUGAUGGCAGCAAGCAUGCACUGAUCCCUUUGGAAGAAAACGGCAAGUUGUGUGCCCUGGCAUUCAAAGUGACACACGAUAGUCGUGCAGGUCCAUUGGUGUACGUCAAGGUCUAUUCGGGUAGUAAACUCAACAAACGCAUGACCCUGUAUAACACAACUAUGGAUUGUAAAGAACGUGUCAACAAGCUUUUGCAAAUGUAUGCCCGUGAAGCCGAAGAUAUUCCAUCGAUCACUGCUGGAAAUAUUGGUGUUGUUGUUGGUCUCAAGAAUACCCGCACCGGCGACACCCUCGUCCAAUCCAACGAUACCAGCUCGAUCAAAUCCAAUUUGCAGCUCGGCAACAUUGAUAUCCCUAGUCCAGCCUUUUUCUCUGCAAUUGAACCAGCAUCUGUAUCCGAAGAAAAGGCAGUUGAUGAAGCGCUAAAAAACCUGACACGGGAGGACCCUUCCCUCAAAGUCUGGACUGACGAAGACAGCGGACAAACCUUGAUCAGUGGUAUGGGUGAAUUGCAUUUAGAAAUCGUCAAGGACCGUCUUAUCAACGAUUUCAAGUGCAAGGUCGAAGUGGGUAAGAUGCGUAUCAGCUACAGAGAAACAUGUCAAUCUGAGGCUGCAGUAUCUGCCAGCUAUGACCGUGAAGUGAUGGGUAAACGAUCCAAGGCCAAGUGUAAAGUGGAGCUGGUACCAGUCGAUGAGGAUUAUCAGGAUGACGGAACAAGCCUAGUGGACUCGGGUAAUUACUUGCAAAUGGACCUUGGACAGUUGGCCGGAAGCAAGGAUCAGCAGCAAGCACCAUCAUCGUCAACUUCAAGCGAUUCUUCACAAUUGAGCAAAGAAGAUGUACGGCGAGCAAUCCACACAGGUUUACUUUCUGGCCUUGCACGCGGUGCUAUCCUUGGUUUCCCGUUAACCAAACUCAAGGUCAAGGUGCAUGAUUUGGAAAUGUUCGGUCAGGAUACAUCUACUGGAAGCAUUUCUGCUUGCGUAGCCAACGGCAUCCAAGAAGCUAUUAAACAAGCAAGCCCAUGUAUGCUAGAACCUAUGAUGGAAGUCCACACAGAGGUGAACGAAAGCGAUAUCGGCAGCGUCGUCAGUGAUUUGAGCGGUACUCGUCGUGGUCACGUCAUAGGACUUGAGUCGUCAGUGGGAGAUGAUGCAAACGAGAGCUAUCAACAAGAUGCUCAAGUGUAUGCCCCUCCAGAUUCGUUGCUGGCCAACAAUGAGGUGGGCGAAUACAAGUCAAAGCAAGUAGUGAAGGCACACGUACCGUUGAGCUCGAUGCUUGGGUACUCUAAUGCUUUACGCAGUUUGACCGGAGGAAGUGGCAGUUUUUCGAUGCGCGUUAUUGGUUAUGGCCAAAUGAGCAAAGAUAGAGAGCGUGCAGUCGUUGAUGACAUGCGCGGAUAUUAA